Molecule: messenger RNA, 2150 nt
Organism: Macrosteles quadrilineatus (aster leafhopper)
Lineage: Eukaryota; Metazoa; Arthropoda; Insecta; Hemiptera; Cicadellidae
Product: SRSF protein kinase 3-like
Exons: 1
Coding region: 83-1954 (623 amino acids)
Biological process (GO): protein phosphorylation; spliceosomal complex assembly; regulation of mRNA processing
Molecular function (GO): ATP binding; protein kinase activity
Source: RefSeq, a predicted model, not a curated record
AAGAGAAACGACUGGUUGAAAACACUAGGUUAGAUUUGUAAAUUGUAUUUAGUUCGUGUGGUUUCGUUUCGUUUUAGUAAUUAUGUAUGCUCACAAAGAUGCAAACCGUCGUGUACUAGCCAUUCAGGCAAAGAAAAAACGUCAUAAAGCUGGAAAGAGAAAACCUCAAAAGAAUGAAGAACAUAGUUCUACCACACCUAAAGAGAAGUCCUACACAAGCAAAUCCUGCCCGAGUAAUUCUUCAUCUAAUGAAACGAUCGAAGACGAAGAAGAUGAGCCUUACACUUCAGACGAAGAAGAGCAAGAGGAUUCAAGUGAUUAUUGUAAAGGAGGCUAUCAUCCUGUCAAGAUUGGUGAUCUCUUUCAAGGAAGGUAUCAUGUCACAAGGAAGUUAGGUUGGGGCCAUUUUUCAACAGUUUGGCUUUGUUGGGACUUAAUAGAUAAAAGGUUUGUUGCCUUGAAAGUAGUAAAAAGUGCAAGCCAUUUCACAGAAACAGCCCUAGAUGAAAUAAAACUGUUAAAAGUUGUGCGGGACAGUGAUGUCAAUGAUGAGAAGAGGAACAAAGUUGUUCAGUUACUCAAUGAUUUUAGGAUUACUGGUGUAAAUGGUUCUCAUGUAUGUAUGGUAUUUGAAGUGCUUGGACACAAUUUAUUAAAGUUAAUCAUCAAAAGUAGUUAUCGAGGCAUUCCCAUAAGAAAUGUUAAAUGUAUUAUUAGGCAAGUGCUUGAAGGACUAGACUACUUACAUACUAAGUGCAAAAUUAUUCAUACCGAUAUAAAGCCUGAAAAUGUUUUGCUAUGUGUGAGUGAAAACUACAUUAGAAAGCUGGCCUGCGAAGCAACAGAGUUACACUCAAUGGGAAUCAAGCUUCCCACUUCAUUGAUUAGUACUGCGCCAAAAGAAUUUCAAGAACCCCAGCUGAAUGCGAAGAUGUCCAGAAACAAGAAAAAGAAGCUUAAAAAGAAAGCUAAGCGGCACUCUGAACUGUUGAAAAAACAGAUGCAGCAGUUAGAAGAGUUACAGAAAGUUCCACCUCCAAAAGAAGAGGAACACUCUGAAAAAAAUAUGAGUGUUUCUAUUGAGGAUGGCAUAGUCACUGAACAAGUAGGAGAAGUGGAUAAUGAAAGCAUGUUACCUGAGGUAUCACCUGUAGAAAUUGUGAAAGAAGCUAUUGAUACGGUGUAUCAGAAUGGGUGUACUAACAUAGAAGCUUCCAUUGAAAAUGUGGUUCUUACAUGUGACAAUGAAAAUGAAGAUGAAGAAGAAGCAAUGAAUACUCAAGAAAGUCCAGCCACAUGUAAAUCUGAUGAUGAGAAACCAUCUGAACGAGGCGCAGGAGAGGAAAUGGUAACAGAGAGGAUAAGCACUGGAGAAGGCAGUCCUGUAUCAUCCCCACCCACUUCCGAGAAAAAGUACAGAGGAUCAGAAAUUGACCCGUCUCGCUGGGAAUGCGAAAUGGAUGUAAAAAUUGCAGAUUUGGGGAAUGCCUGUUGGGUAGAUAGACAUUUUACUGAAGAUAUUCAGACAAGACAAUAUCGAUCUCUUGAGGUGUUAAUUGGUGCUGGUUACAACACAUCAGCUGAUAUUUGGAGCACAGCUUGUAUGGCCUUUGAGUUAGCUACGGGUGAUUACUUAUUUGAACCACAUUCCGGUGAAGAAUAUUCCAGGGAUGAAGAUCACCUGGCACAUAUUAUAGAGCUUUUAGGUGAAAUACCCAGAAGAAUUAUCAAAUCUGGCAAGCAGUCCCAACAGUUUUUCAAUUCAAAAGGUGAACUGAAACAUAUAACAGGUCUUAAACCUUGGGAUCUUUAUGAUGUACUAACCGAGAAGUAUCACUGGGAUCCAGAAGAAGCCAAGGCAUUUGCUGCAUUUUUACGUCCUAUGCUUGAUUUUGAUCCAAAUAGACGAGCAACAGCUGCUCAAUGUCUCGAUCAUGAAUGGCUUAAGUACUAAACCACCCUUCAUGUUAUAUAAACAAAAUUUUAGUGAAAUGUGUAUUAAUUAACAUUUUGAACUUAUUGUGAUAACUCAUAUUUAUAUCCAUAAUAUACUGCAUUAUAGACAAAGACUUACUUCAUAAUGUCUGUAUUUUGUGAGGCCAGAGAAAAUACUUAAUUUUUUAUCAUAAAAUUUUUCAAAAUGGUCCGUA